AGUACACCACGUGGAAUAUUUCGCCCUCGAUUCGGUCGAACAGCGGAAAGUAAGGUUCUGAUUAAUAUGAUGAGAAAAAAUUUCACAUUUAUUUAAUUUUCAAAGAUAGCUAAACAACUAGCCUUUUAAAAGUCUGAUAAUCUUUUUACAAUAUUUUCUAGCAAGCAGAAAAGGGUUUUUUCCGAUCAUCCUCAAAUUGAGCGAUAAUUAGUCUAAUACUUGAAUAUCUUCCACAAUGGCCAAAAGAACUGCCGAAAAAGACCUGAACAGAGAUAACUGGGAUCAAGAUGAAGAAAAAGAAGAAGCUGGAGUAUUUAAAAGAGCUGCUGAUAGUGAAUUACAAAAGCGCGUUAUAAAGCAUGCUAAGAGAUCUAAUUUGGGUGCUGAAAAACCAACAGGACUGUUUAAAUCCGUCUCUCUUAUAAACUCAGAUGACUCUAGCAAAGAAAAACUUUUCGAAUUUGGAAAGAAUACUAGCUCAGCCGCAAAUUUUACAUUUGCGUUUAAUGACCCAAAGAAGAGCACACCUGAUGUUACGCCAACAACAACUGCACCGGAUGUCACCAGCGAUAUCAGAAAUCCUCCUGAUGUCGCUAAGGAGAGCUUAUCUAUAAAGCAAUUACCUGAUGUAGCAAUGGAAUCAUCUGGUUCUUCUAACAAUGAAACUGCAGAAUUAAAGGCUGCUAUUCGUGAGUUAAACUCAUCCUUUAAGAAAUGGAUCGAACAGCAGUUGAAAGAAGAUGAACUUAUCAACAUUGCCCCUUCAUGUCAAAGUUACAUCGAUCAUAUUGCGAAAUUGAAAUCCAAAUAUUCAGAAUUUUCCAAAAUAUUUGUAGAAAACGGAGGAAGUCUACCAAAUGGAGGAAAGAAUUCAUUUUCAUUUAAUAAACCAGAAAAAGAAAAGAAAGCAGCGGAAGGUCCAAAGCUGACCUUUCAUAUAAAGGACUGUGACACCAAAACACCAUUUAGUAAUUUAAAGCCUGUUGACACGAGUACUUUUAAAUUUGGACCUACUUCUUCCACAACUGAUAAAACACCCCAGACAAGCAAAAAUGAUAACGAAGAGGACUACGUUCCGCCUGAACCUGAGAAAAAGGUCCUUGCGGAAGAGGGAUCUAAAUUUUCCGUGAAAGUGAAAAUGUACUUUAUGAUAGAAAAAACUUGGAUGGAUAGAGGUACUGGAAUGGCAUUUCUUAAACCUCUAGAGAAUAGUGCACAGCUGAUUGUUCGAGCAGAGAAUACCUUAGGUACAAUUAUGCUCAACAAUGUAUUAAAGAAGGAAUUGAAAAUGACCAAAUCUGGAGAUAAAGCUUUUAGCUUUGUAACUGUACCAAAUCCUCCAGUAGAACCUAAGAAUCCGGAAAAAGCAUUUCCGAUUUUGCUUCGUGUUAAAACUAAGGAAUUACGAGAUGAAUUUUUGAAGAACAUUGACGAAAUGAAAAAUACGGAAUGAUCAAAUGAAA
Molecule: messenger RNA, 1463 nt
Organism: Dimorphilus gyrociliatus
Lineage: Eukaryota; Metazoa; Annelida; Polychaeta; Dinophilidae
Source: the annotation of a GenBank genome assembly